CAAACAAGCACCCUCUUAAUAAUCACACUAUCACACGUACCAAAAUUUCCCUUUUGUAUUCAAGUCCAAACCCUCAAAUUCUUUGUUCACUGUAGCUCGUCUUAAUUGAAGAUUAUCAGUGCGAAUAUUGUUGCGCAAGAUUGGAGAUUGAUCCCUCAAUUCAGCUCCAAGGAUCGGAUCCGAUCGGAUAAAUUAGUUCCGAUUUGUUCAACUUCUUCCACUUCCCCCCUUACCUUUUGGUUAGCCUGAUGCUUCCGGUGAAUAAUCAAUAAAUUUCGAAUCUUGUUUGAGAAUUUUCAGCUGAGAGAAGAGAAGUUAAGUCAUGUUCUAUGGUACGGUGACGUGGGAUCCGUGGCUGAUAGUGGCUCAAAUCGCGUGCCUUCAAUGUCUGUACUAUCUCAGCCUCGGAUUGUUUCUGUCAAUUCUCGUCGGCCCCCGGGUAGCGAAGAUGAGCCUCGUGUAUUUCUUCGAUUUUGCCACGAUUACUGCCUCCUCUUUGACUGGCUGGUUUGUUAUUGCUUCCAUUGUCCUCAGCUCAAUAGCCGGAGCUGUAUUUUUAGUGUAUAUAGUGGAAAGGGCAAAGAAAUGUCUGGAUUUCUCUGCAACUCUUUACAUAAUCCACCUUCUCAUUUGCUUAGCAUACGGAGGUUGGCCUUCAUCUAUAACAUGGUGGGUUGUGAACAUUACCAGUCUAGUUUUGAUGGCAUUGUUGGGUGAAUAUUUGUGCAUGAGGCGUGAAUUACGAGAAAUCCCUAUUGCAAGAUAUCGAUCAGUAAAUGCAGAUGUAUAAUGAGUGUAAACUUUUGAAGGCCAGUAUUAAUUGAGAGCCUGUGCUGAAAUUGUUGAUGAAGCUUAUGCCAUUAUUUGUAGCUAUAUUUAUUGUAUGGAAUUGGUCCCACCUGCUGCUGGCGUUUGGACAUAGCUCAUUGCUUAAUAGUACUUUUUGUUGAUCGAGUUUCGCUGAAAGAAUUCUGAGCACUGCUUGUCAAAUUGAAUUAUUGAUAGUGUAGUUAGAUUCAUCAUGCAUUCGAUUGAGUAUCACGGAGAAGACUUAUUAAAUGUUUGGUUCUGAGGAUUAAAGAGUAGAAAGGAGCAUUGGUUUUACUAAAUCUUACUGUUUUUGUUUUUUGUUUCCCUUUAUACAAUACCAGAAAAACAAAAGAACCCUCUAGUGCAUAUGGGAAGGUGCUUCCUUAUAGUGUAUUUUAUGCAAAUUGAUUUUUUAAACUAAAU
Molecule: messenger RNA, 1233 nt
Organism: Striga asiatica
Lineage: Eukaryota; Viridiplantae; Streptophyta; Magnoliopsida; Lamiales; Orobanchaceae
Source: the annotation of a GenBank genome assembly